GCAGAGGUUGUCGGGAAAGGGGCGGUGCUUCCAAUUUUUUUGCAGGCAGCUGCAUUGAAAAGGUAGAGACAGCAAAUACGUUGAUCAUAUUUCAAUUGUGUCUAGCCAUCAGUUACAAAAAACUAAAAUGUCUGGAAGCGCGGGAGAAUGGUGUCUAAUGGAGAGUGACCCUGGAGUCUUCACCGAACUCAUUAAAGGGUUUGGUUGUAAGGGAUCCCAGGUUGAAGAAAUAUGGAGCAUGGAACCAGAGAACUUUGAAAAACUGAAACCAGUCCAUGGAUUGAUUUUCCUUUUCAAAUGGCAGCCAGGGGAGGAACCUGCUGGGUCCAUUGUACAGGAUUCAAGACUUGAUCACCUCUUCUUUGCUAAGCAGGUCAUUAAUAAUGCAUGUGCGACCCAAGCUAUAGUGAGUGUAUUAUUGAACUGCCACCAUUCUGAUAUGCAGCUUGGUGAAACAUUAACUGAAUUCAAGGAAUUCUCACAAAGUUUCGAUGCUACCAUGAAAGGCCUGGCACUAAGCAAUUCUGAAGUGAUUCGACAAGUCCACAACAGCUUUGCAAGGCAGCAGAUGUUUGAAUUUGAUACAAAGUCCACUGCAAAAGAUGAAGAUGCUUUUCAUUUUGUGAGCUACGUUCCAGUUAAUGGCAGGUUAUAUGAACUGGAUGGGCUUCGAGAAGGUCCGAUUGACCUGGGUGUCUGUAAUCAAGAUGACUGGAUCAGCGCAGUUCGACCAGUUAUAGAGAAAAGAAUACAAAAAUACAGUGAAGGAGAAAUAAGAUUUAACCUGAUGGCAAUUGUCUCGGACAGAAAGCUGGUUUAUGAACGCAAUAUUGCAGAACUACAGAGUCAGCUCACAGAGGAAGAACCAAUGGACACAGACCAGAGUAGCACCCUGUUCAGUUCCAUUCAGUCAGAAAUUGCAAAAUACCAAUUGUUAAUUGAGGAGGAGAAUCAGAAAUUAAAACAAUACAAGAUUGAAAAUGUCAGAAGAAAGCACAACUACCUUCCCUUCAUUAUGGAGCUACUGAAGACUUUGGCAGAAUACCAACAAUUAAUACCAUUGGUUGAAAAGGCUAAAGAAAAACAGAAUGUCAAAAAGCCCCAAGAAGCCAAGUAACCAUGUGCUGCUGUUAGCCUCCCCCUUCCUGUAAAGACUCCUUCUGCCCAUCGAACGUUUCACUGCCAUCUGUAAUCUGUGCAUAGAGUACUGGGAAGUGUAUUAGAAGUUGAUUUCAUACCCACAGUUGCUAAAUUACAAAUGAAGUGUAUGACAUGCAUGCAUGCAUGCAGAAAUGUUUAAGUAAACGUAUUUUGUGUUUUCAAAUAUAAAUAGAUGUUUGUAGCUGGUUUCUCUUGAUUUGUUAUGUCCAUUGUUGUUUUUAGGAACUAUAGUUUCUUUUACAUGCUUUGAAAGACUAAUUUAGAUGGUGGUUGGUAGUUCCAAGGGCUCUUUGGAAUGGCAGCAUUGUUAUCAAUAAUAAUUUGAUAUGGACACCAUUAUGGCAUCAGUAUAUUGAUAGCUUCAACAAAACUAACAAAAUAUGCUCAAUGUAUUAUGGUACUGCAAAAAUAUGUCCCCUAUAAACUGAAAGGUUUUUAUAACUUGGGGUACAGUAAAAAAUAAAGGCAUAUGCUAUUUGAUGCAAUAUGUCAGUUUGUCACUAGAUGGUGCUCUUUCCUAUUGGGGGAGCUUUAUAAACAGGAAGUAUAUAAUGGAUAAUUUUGUGAACAGACUAUUUUUUGAAAACAUCAAAAACCCUCUAUACAAUGAUGUACUACUGUAAUUUGGUUUAUGUAUAGAUAAACACAAUGCAUAUGCUAGAUCUGUACUAAGGAAGUUCUGUAAAAAUGUAAGACAAAACCUGAAAGCACAUAUCUUAGUGGCUAAAUUUGAUACACCCCUAGCAUCUAUACCUGGUGUAUGCAUUAGCAGUGACCUCUUUGAAAAAAACAAAGAUUGCAAAAAUGAACCAAGCAUGUGUAAAAUGUAUAUAAUAAAACUUUCUAAUUUGCA
Molecule: messenger RNA, 2014 nt
Organism: Acipenser ruthenus (sterlet)
Lineage: Eukaryota; Metazoa; Chordata; Actinopteri; Acipenseriformes; Acipenseridae
Product: ubiquitin carboxyl-terminal hydrolase isozyme L5
Exons: 11
Coding region: 128-1117 (329 amino acids)
Biological process (GO): protein deubiquitination; ubiquitin-dependent protein catabolic process
Cellular component (GO): cytoplasm; Ino80 complex
Molecular function (GO): proteasome binding; cysteine-type deubiquitinase activity
Source: RefSeq, a predicted model, not a curated record